CUGUCGGCAUCUCAUGAAUCCGAUCUGCCCGCAGUGUUCCUUGCCAACACCUCAUCAUAGCAUUUGAGGCUACCACUACGCUGCUUGAAGCUAUUUGGACCAACAAAAGGAAAGAAUCGAGACGAGGUCACCGCGUCCAGAGAGAGAGGGAGAAUACAGACAAAACGUCCAUGUCUUCAGGGCCCGAAGGAAGUCCCUCCAGCGCCGCGCGAAGAGGUCGACCACGACGCCAGUACAAGUGCGCGCAUUGCUCGAAAGCCUUCAAGCGUAGUGAGCACUGCAUUCGCCACGAGAGAACACAUACGCACGAGAAGCCUUAUGUUUGUCGAUACUGCCACAAGUCAUAUGCGAGGAAGGACCUUGUUACGAGACACGAGCGCACUCUCCAUGCGAAGGAGCAAGCAAGAGAAAAGAUUGGAGAUGUGGUGACAGUAGCAUGCGCGCCACUGGCGCAAGCAACAGCGUUCUCGCCGUCGAGGAACAAUGACUACAUGAACGUAGACCAAGAGGAAGACGAAAGAUCUGACCAGGAAUCUCCCGACUCGCAGUCGCCAGGUGAUGGCGCCGCUUCUUCCACAACGUCACCAUGUUCCAGUCAAGCACGCCGAACCAACUCACGACGGAAGUCUCAUCCUCGGCCAGCACCCGAUCCCGAUAUCGAACUUGAACGAAUGUUAAUGACGUUCCAGCCAUUGACUGAUCAAUCCUUCGAGGCGCGUGGGGAUCCGAGCACCCUCGACCGUGCCGCCGAAAGUCAACCCGCAGAUAACUUCCACCAUGAUGCUCAACAGGAAGGAAACUUGCUCCCUCUUCAAUACUUCCACGAUGUCGAUCCAGUUGAAGAGUUGCCGCCGCUAGACCCAGCGUUAUUCAUGGAUAUGGAUAUUCCCUUUGAAAGUAUCGCCAUGGACAUGCCUAGUAAAUAUCCAGUAGAAAACGGACUUGAGACUGGUAUUUCACGGGAACAACCCCCUCGGCAACCACAGAACCCACCGGAGAAAAGCGGUGCUGCUGGUCUAUCUACGGAAAAUGAUGAGUUGUUUACACCGAGAACGCUGGCCCAUCUCGGCAUGGGCGCAUUUGACCUAUCGCCCUUACCAAGCAACACCGCCGAGCAAAAAGAGGAUCCAAGACGAAUCACACGUCAUCCCAAUACUGACGGCCAUUCAAGCGGAGGCCCUCCUGGAUGGGCUAGCUAUCAUAUACCUUCGGCCGGCAGCGAUCUCCCCUCUCUACUCGAAGACGGGCGUCAACAAUAUCCGACUGUGACCUUUGAUGAAGACACGCAUACGUCUCUUCACAAAGACAUGUCCUCAAGGCUGAAAAUGUCAACUGGAGACUUUCAGCUCCCGACUGCCAAAACAUUGCAAGGCUUCCUAUCUGCUUACAUGACGAGUUUCCAUAGCCACUUCCCGAUCAUUCACAUGCAAACUUUUGAUUUGGCACACACUCCGGGCCCCUUGGUGCUUUCCAUUUGUUCCAUCGGCGCUCUUUAUCGCCUAGACCGUCGUCGGGCGCGACAUCUUCAUGACUUGGCAAUCCGCAGUGUGGAACAGGUGCCUCAACCAACCAAGGACGAUCCCAAAUCCAUGGUAAAGGACUACUUUCUUUGGUUCGUGCAAGCGAAAAUCCUCCUUAGCUUUUACGCGGUCAUGAGCGGGGAGAAGGAUCUCGUUGACGCAACGAUGAAAGACAAUGGCUUCUACACUUUGGUCUAUAAUAAGGCUCGAACUACGGUAGAAAACACUCAAACAGAACCAUCCGAGAUGACGUGGCACACGUGGAUAGAGCUGGAGUCGUGGAAGCGUGCACUGGGGGGCAUCUUCAUAGAGAGUACCCUCACAAUGGUAAUUUACGACAUCAACCCUGGAUUUAAUGCGACCCAAGAUCUGGACAUCGAAGCGUAUCAAGAUGAAAAGAUGUGGAACGCGAGGUCGCCUGCAGAGUGGCGAGAGCUCCGCACAGCUGCCUCGAGAAGCUCACCAAGCAGUCGGCGACACACGAUCAAAGAUGUCCUUGUCGACAUUCUACUGGAAGGAAGGUAUCAUGCCGACACGGUACCGUACCGCGUGUCGACUUUUACUGCCCUCGUCUUGACCCACGCGGUCGUCGUUCACAUGUGGCAGAGAUUACAAGUCUGCCAGGCCCUCGCUUCAACAUGUUCGAUUGCAAGAAAUGACAAUGGCGAUGACCAAGACCCUCUAAGAGCCUCGCUUCUUAACGGAGCUAUGCAGUCGUUGGGCCGGUGCGAUGCCUUUCUCCAAGGCGUCAGGGGCGAGCUACGCCAACCACGCCCAGAAGAAGACGAGAAGGAUAAAGAAAUCUCGCUCGUCUUUAAUUGCCAGGCAGUCUUGCGCAUUGCUUACACAAGACUGUCGAAAAUAGCCACCACUCCCUGUCGGAUCAGCAUGUUGAACCUUGAGGACAAGGACAUGGAGUCAUGCGUGUCAUCAUUCGUUAUGGGCAGGAUGGAACGAAGCUCCCAUCUUCUCGAGAUGGUCUCAAAGGCCUUUGAAGGCAUGAUCGUCCCAGUAAAGAUGGGACAUCUUCUGGUCCGGAAGACUGCUGCUUUUCGAUGGAGUGUUGAGCAUGCUGUGGCAGGGUGGACGGGUGGUCUUCUAGUAUCAAAAUGGGCCCAGUCCAUAGAACAGGAUAAGAUGGCUGGGGUGCAACCAAGUCAGAGCGAGCUGGAGCUAUUAACUUUGAUCAGAGAGACGCUAGAUGAGGCUGAGUGCGAUAUCGGGGAGGGCAAGACACUUGCUGCCGGAAUCGCCAGGACGUGGGGCUGGUUUCUACAAGAUGUCUGGGUGUGGGGCAUAACGCCACGGAUGGGAGGAAUACUGAACCAACUAGCUGACGCGUAUCAAGACGCAUAUGAUGCCAACUGCCGCAGCUCUACCGGCGUGACGAACAACGCGGAAAAUACCAGUGGAAGGAUACAUCAAAUCUCAUUGUUGCAAAACGUGUAUUGUUAGUGGUUCACUAUGUCAAGCGCUGUAAUGACAACUCAGGA
This is a messenger RNA of Colletotrichum acutatum, 3013 nucleotides long. RefSeq lists its product as uncharacterized. Lineage: Eukaryota; Fungi; Ascomycota; Sordariomycetes; Glomerellales; Glomerellaceae. The transcript has 5 exons. Bases 171 to 2975 code for a protein of 934 amino acids. Gene Ontology annotation, cellular component: chromatin. The record is from RefSeq and is a predicted model, not a curated record. Gene Ontology annotation, biological process: regulation of transcription by RNA polymerase II; DNA-templated transcription. Gene Ontology annotation, molecular function: RNA polymerase II cis-regulatory region sequence-specific DNA binding; DNA-binding transcription factor activity, RNA polymerase II-specific; zinc ion binding.